This is a messenger RNA of Nomia melanderi (Alkali bee), 1807 nucleotides long. It is a transcript of the gene bwa, whose product is annotated as alkaline ceramidase. Gene Ontology annotation, biological process: ceramide catabolic process. Gene Ontology annotation, cellular component: membrane. Gene Ontology annotation, molecular function: hydrolase activity, acting on carbon-nitrogen (but not peptide) bonds, in linear amides. NCBI's taxonomy places the organism in Eukaryota, Metazoa, Arthropoda, Insecta, Hymenoptera, Halictidae. The record is from RefSeq and is a predicted model, not a curated record.
UAGACUCAAUGUAUAUUAUAGUCUUCAAGAAUGUGUAGCAAUAGCAUACGAUGAGAUACGGAACUGUCUCUUUGUUAGUACCUCAUAAAAACACAAACAAGCACUGACGUUCCCCCCAUCUCUUUUCGAAGUAGACACCUUUUGUGCAAUCCACUAUUACAGAUAUAAAACACGUUGUGUAUAUAUAAGAGAAACCGUUAGUAUACAUCAAAGUAUUUAUCCAAGAUAAUAUAAAGCAUUUAACAUCGUGCGAAGAGAUUCUGUAAACAUUUCUUUGUUCUCACGCUCUUUAUUUUGAUAUUUAUUCUAAUUAAGUGACACAUUACACGUACUUCGAUAUGUGGAAACCAUUCGAAGCUGGUAGUUCACCAGUUGACUGGUGCGAACGUAAUUACAGCAUUUCUUCUAGUAUAGCAGAAUUUAUGAAUACGCUGAGUAAUUUGGUGUUUUUAUUGCUUCCUCCUGUUCUUAUGCAUUUGUUCAGGGAUUAUGGAAGAUUUGUGAAUCCUGGAAUUCAUGUAAUUUGGUUUUUAUUGAUGAUAGUAGGGCUCAGCAGCGCAUAUUUUCAUGCUACUUUGUCUCUUAUAGGGCAAUUGUUAGAUGAAUUAGCUAUUUUAUGGGUGUAUAUGGCAGGUUUUUGUAUGUUUUUCCCAAGAAGAUAUUUUCCAAAUAUUUUACACAAUGACAGAAAACUUCUUUCUAUAUGUGCAAUGCUACCUACCCUUAUUGCAAGUGGUUUAUCAUUUAUACAUCCCGCGAUAAAUGCAUUUGCAUUAAUGACUCUUGGCAUACCAGCAUUUGGAUUUAUGAUAAUUGAAUUAAAAAGGACCAAGAACCAGAGAGUUUAUAGAUUGGGUUUAAGAUGCGGUGCUGUUUGGUUAUUAGCGGUCACUUGCUGGUUAAAUGAUCGUCUAUUUUGUGAUACAUGGUUAAACUUGAACUUCCCUUAUUUGCAUGCGCUUUGGCAUUUGUUUAUUUUCAUUGCAAGUUACUCGGCAGCUGUGCUUUUUGCUUAUUUCUCUGUAAAGGAUGAAAAACCACAUCAAUCUGCAGUAUUAAGAUAUUGGCCAAAGGAUGACUUUGAACUUGGUAUACCAUAUGUAACAAUUAAGAGUUACAUUAAGCUUGAUACAAACACAAAUAUAUAAAUGUUGAUAUAGAAAUUAAGAAGGCUGCUUUGCGUUUAUCAAUCAAGGAUCUUAAUUUUGAAGACUAACAGAUAAAACACAGUAGAUCUUUAAGUAUGUUCUUUACUUUGCUUAUUUUAAUAACUUAACUUUGUACCAGUGUUUUUACAAAGAUAUAUUUAUAUAUAUUUUACAUCUGUCUAUGCUAUAUAGAAUGUCUGUUUAAAUUUGUGAUACUACUCUAGAUAUUACUUUUUGUACAAAUAUAUGUGGUUAAGGAAUUAGUAGACUAUCUUUAGAAGAGUGCAAUAUUAAGAUAGAACAUACAAAACAUUUAUUCUCUUAACAGAUGUGAAUGAAUAUUGUUCUAAUAUAUUUGUGUAUAUUGAACUGACGUGAAAAUAAAGUUAACCAUUUAUUAUUAUUUUAUAUUAGUUAGUGUGAUAUCAAAGAAUGGAAAAUAUAUCUUGACUAUUUUUUUUCAACAAUUAUAUAUUAUUUUAUAUAUUACACGUUUACUUGACUAUAAUAAAUUCAGUAUCUUAUGUAAACAAUUUAUACAUUAUUGUAUUUACAUAUAUAGAUAAGGAGACCAAUAUUUUAUGUGUGAUCAUUAAAAAUACAUUGUGAUAUAUUUAUGUACUCUUAUAUGUGAAAAGUAUAUCUUAUUUGAAAAUUAA